Molecule: messenger RNA, 2280 nt
Organism: Ceutorhynchus assimilis (cabbage seed weevil)
Lineage: Eukaryota; Metazoa; Arthropoda; Insecta; Coleoptera; Curculionidae
Source: the annotation of a GenBank genome assembly
GAAGUUGUUCAACAUCAACUUGAGCUUCACUAAAAUACAAACUAGCCAAAAAUACAAGCACGAAAACUAUAGAUCUUUUAUAUUUCAUUUUACCCCACAUUUUCUACUUUAUUUCAAUUGAAUCUAAUUAGUGUUGGAUCUCGAAAGUAAUGUACUUCAAUUUAAAAAGGCAAACAUUCACUAAUCACUGCAUUAUUAUCUUACGUAGUUAAUUGUUUAAUAUUAGGAUUAGAUAAAUAAUUUUUUCAGUCUAUCGAGUUGUAGUUAUUCAGCAUUUAUUUGUCUAAUUAAAUGCUAAAUAAGCUGAAAACCAUCUCAGAAAAUUUUUAUUAUUUCUGUGGUGUGAAAAACUUUUGAGCGAGGUGAAAUUAUAACCUUCAAAUUAAAACGUCACAAAAAAAAAUACACAAGUACAAAUCAAACGUCAUCAGAUGGUGCAUUCAGUGGACGUACUUUUUUUGUACUUCUAUUACAUAAUAAUAUUUAUAAUAGCGAAUUCUAUUGGUAGAACCAGUGCAGAAAAAAAUGCAUUUUUAUCUCUUUUUUAUACAGGCUAACAAACAAAGACAACCUUUCCAAUAGAACUCGCUAUUAGUUACCCUGCGUUUUUAUUCUCAUCAAAUUUUACCGAUGGAUCCACCAUUCUAUGUCGGUCAUUGUCAUUUUCCAUUCACUAAACAAAGAUAGCUUACUCAUCGGUGAAUUCAUCGAUGAGAAUAAAAACGAGGGGUUACGCUCAUUGAAUGUAUGUAUUUAUGUGUCACUGUCAGUGUCAGAGAUAGUACACGUACAUAACCUAUAUUAUUUUGUUGUUUUAAAUUUCUCAAUUUUUAUGUUAAUCCAAACUCGAAUUAUUAUUUAUUAUUGUAGUCCUUUUAACUGUUUUUCAUUGUAACAUUAAAUUAGUACAUAUAAGAACAAUGUCCUUUACUUCCUUAAUAAAAGUUCCUCAAUCGAACAAAAUUUGUUCAGCUUCUGUGAUAUUUUUGCACGGUUCAGGUGACACCGGUCAAGCGUUCCUUAAUUGGAUCAAAUUUUUAAUUGGUGACGUUGUUUCGCCACAUAUUAGCUUUUAUUUUCCUACAGCCCCUCUGAGACCUUAUACACCAUUAGGAGGAGAACUAAGUUAUGUAUGGUUUGAUCGCUACGAUAUAACACCAGAAGCUCCUGAACACAUUGAAACCCUACAAGAAAUAGGAGCAAACCUAAAAUCUCUUGUAAACGAUAUUGUCAAUACUGGAGUGCCUUUAAAUAGAAUUAUGAUAGGAGGUUUUUCAAUGGGAGGUGCUUUGGCACUUCACUCUGCAUAUAGGUUCACUCCUGGACUAGCAGGGACUUUUGCACUAUCUUCGUUUUUAAAUAAAAACUCCCUAGUUUACUCUGAAUUAAAAAGUGAAACUACUCCACUUUAUAUGGCGCAUGGAGAAAAAGAUACAAUGGUACCAAUUUCCUGGGGUAAAAAAACCUAUGACGAACUAACAAAGCUUAAUGUGAAAGGAGAAUUUGUACCUCUAGUUUAUACAUUGCAUGAAUUGAAGAAAAGUGAACUGAAUGGGUUGUUUAAGUGGAUUGAAAAGAGAUUACCUCCAUUGGAAACUGAUAUACAGCCUCUAUUAAAAACUGAUAUACAAUAAGAGGAUUAAGUUUAUGGUUGUAGGAAACUGUGCUGGAUUAUACAAGACGAUAUUUUACUUAUUAUUAUACUUUAUGUAAGAAGAGUAGAAUAAAAAUAAAUAUUUUAAUUAAAGUAAUUUUAUUGUUUAAACACAUAAGAAAAAAAUUUAACCUACAAAAUCCCCAAUGACUUUUCAAUCACAGCAUGAGGUUGUCCUGCUACCUCGGCAAAUUCUCCAGUAUUAAAAACAUCUUCAGGACUUAUUUCCAAAUCUCUCCCAGUCAAAGACUCUAGCAUUACAUUGGAAGACUUCAAAAAAGGCAAAUGCCCGAUUUUCCUUGCCGCCUUCAAUUCCAUGGCUAUUUUUAAGGGGGCGUGCAGGCCUUGGAUGUUGCGCAGCACCUGCAUGUUCAUUUUGUCUGUAUUUUGACGGUACUACAAGACAAGGGGUUAGUUUUGUUUGCUAUAUUGGUUGAUAAUUGUUUUACGUUUAGUUCGGAUUGGGCUAGAGGGUGGACGUUGUCCAGAGCAUCACGGGCAGAGCUUAGGCCUGUUUUUAGUAGUUCUGGCACCCCAUAUUCGCCCUCAGGCAUUCCAUAUUCGGCGGCGUGUUGGGGUUUGGCUUUUAUUGAAGGUAAUCCAAAACUCUAAAGAGAUAUAAAUAG